Molecule: messenger RNA, 219 nt
Organism: Sclerotinia sclerotiorum 1980 UF-70
Lineage: Eukaryota; Fungi; Ascomycota; Leotiomycetes; Helotiales; Sclerotiniaceae
Exons: 2
Coding region: 1-219 (72 amino acids)
Source: RefSeq, a predicted model, not a curated record
AUGGUGAAGGGAGAGGGAACAAUAAUUGAAAGUGUUUCGUCGAAGGAAAAGACAGAGGAAGGGAGAAGGAAGAAAAUAAAGAUAUUUCCUAUAUCAAAAAAUUGUAGCGUUUGGCCGCUUCCAAGCUUCAGGAUUGGCUAUCAAUUGUGGAAUAUGGAAGGUCCAAGUCUGAAAAAAGAAGCUGCGAGAUUCUCGGAAAAUGCACUUUCCCACUUGUAA